Ziziphus jujuba (common jujube) is the source of this 1701-nucleotide messenger RNA. Its product is annotated as cytokinin hydroxylase. The coding region runs from base 80 to 1624 and encodes 514 amino acids. The record is from RefSeq and is a predicted model, not a curated record. The transcript has 4 exons. Gene Ontology annotation, molecular function: oxidoreductase activity, acting on paired donors, with incorporation or reduction of molecular oxygen; heme binding; iron ion binding. NCBI's taxonomy places the organism in Eukaryota, Viridiplantae, Streptophyta, Magnoliopsida, Rosales, Rhamnaceae.
CUUCUACUCAGAGAAAGUUUUCUACUCAAAAUACAAAGUUUCAAUUAGAACAAGAGGAGUAGUGAAGGAAGUUGGAAAGAUGGAGUUUCUUGGGGUUCUUUGUUUUAUAGUGGUGGUCAAUCUUUCUUUCUUGAUUUGGAAAUUGUUAAACGCUUGGUGGAUUUGUCCGAUUCGGAGAUAUCGUAAGCUCAAAAGAAAUGGGUUUGGAGGUCCAGCUCCAAGUUUCCCUUUCGGUAACACUAGUGAGAUGAAAAGAAAGGCAACUGGGAAUACUGGUUCAUGCAACAAUAAUUAUAUCAGCCAUGAUAUACACCCCACUGUGUUUCCUUACUUCGACCGGUGGCAAAAAGUUCACGGGAAUGUAUUCAUCUACUGGCUAGGCACGGAACCAUUUUUAUACAUAGCAGAGCCAGAAUUUGUAAGAAAAAUGUCAGCUGGAGUGAUGGGCAAGAGUUGGGGAAAGCCCAGUGUACUGAGAAAUGAUAGAGAACCCAUGUUUGGUAAUGGUUUGGUUAUGGUCGAAGGUGACGACUGGGUUCGUCACCGACGCCUCAUCAACCCUGCAUUCUCUCCAGCCAACUUAAAGGGUAUGGCACGCUCAAUGGUAGAGUCAGCUACCAAUAUGCUGAACAAGUGGACAACUCUCAUAAAUUCUGGUCACCCAGAAAUCGAUGUCGAGAGAGACAUAGCGUCAACAGCCGGAGAAAUCAUCGCGAAGACGAGCUUUGGCAAGAACUAUCAAAAUGGACAAAAAGUGUUCCAAAAGCUAAAGGCCAUGCAAAUCACUCUUUUCAAGUCCAACAGUUUUCUAGGGGUUCCUUUCAGCAAGUACAUGUACCCAAAGCAAUUAGAGGCCAAAAGGCUUGGAAAAGAAAUCGACCAACUACUGUUAUCAAUAAUAAACGCUAGAAAAGAAACCAUUAAUGACGAGAAUCCUCAGUACUGUGACUUGCUAGGGUUAUUGCUUAAAUCGAAUAAUGAAAAUGGAGGGACAGGGAAGCCAUUAACGACUCGAGAACUGAUCGACGAGUGCAAGACUCUCUUCUUCGGAGGCCACGAUACGACGGCGUUGGCAUUGACCUGGACGUUGCUGCUUUUGGCAUUGCAUCCAGAGUGGCAAACCCAAUUGAGAGAAGAGAUCAGAGAAGUGAUUGGAGAUAAAGAAGUUGAUUUUACCACCAUUGCUGGUCUCAAAAAGAUGGGAUGCGUGAUGAACGAAGUUAUUCGACUCUACUCCCCAGCUCCAAAUAUACAAAGGCAAACAAGAGAAGACAUUCGAGUAGAUGACCUAAUAAUCCCAAAAGGAACCAACAUGUGGAUUGAUGUCGUGAAAAUGAACCAUGACUCGGCUCUAUGGGGGAAGGACGUGAAUGAAUUCAGACCAGAGAGGUUCAAGGAUGACAUCUAUGGAGGGUGCAACCACAAAAUGGGCUUUUUGCCAUUUGGGUUUGGAGGACGAAUGUGCGUGGGUAGGAAUUUUAGUAUGAUGCAGUACAAGAUUGUGUUGACCUUAAUUUUGUCUAGGUUUUCCUUUACCCUUUCCCCAAUUUAUUGCCAUUCUCCUUCUACACUUCUCACUUUGAGGCCUAGCUAUGGGUUGCCUCUCAUACUUCAACCCAUUUAAUUAGUCCAGCUUGUGAAUGUAACAUUUUCGUUUGUAAUGUAUUUUAAAUUAAAGCAUUAUAUAUAUAUAUAUAUAUA